This is a messenger RNA of Pseudophryne corroboree (corroboree frog), 1393 nucleotides long. Its product is annotated as ecto-ADP-ribosyltransferase 5-like. NCBI's taxonomy places the organism in Eukaryota, Metazoa, Chordata, Amphibia, Anura, Myobatrachidae. The record is from RefSeq and is a predicted model, not a curated record. The transcript has 6 exons. Gene Ontology annotation, molecular function: NAD+-protein-arginine ADP-ribosyltransferase activity; NAD+ poly-ADP-ribosyltransferase activity. The coding region runs from base 357 to 1235 and encodes 292 amino acids.
GCAACACUUGGAGACUGCACACGGCUCCCCUCCUCCAUAGAUAUGCCCCUGUGAUACACCCACCCAGUGAGCUGUCACAGACAUGUAAUUUUUUUUUUAACCAGUUCUGCUUGUCCACAUAUCUGUGGCUAAGUGGCAUUUUGUGGUUAAGUGGCAUUUUGUAGGCCAAUAAUUAGGAUUUUUUAACCUCCCAGUACAGACGAAGAAUCACUGUUCUGGUAAAAUGGAAACGCUAUGGAAUUUGGUAGCGGGGACAAAAUUGUCUUCUCAGCACCUAGGGCAGCACGGAUGGUCUAAAGCUCCUGUCACAUUGCAGGAUAUUUGGGGUGAGCACGUAGCAGGGACCCCUCUUACUGAUGACUUGUUUCUGGCUCGCGGCAUGGUGCCUCUGGGUCCUCUACAUGGUGGACGGUCAACGGGUGCAGUUGGGAAUGUAUAAGGACUCCUUGGACGACCAAUAUGUCGGAUGCCUCGACCAAAUGGAAGCCCUAGCGCCAGGUUUACUGAGGAAGGAAAGACAGAAGGACAAGGAAUUGGACAAUGCUUGGGAAGAAGCUUCUGAAACUUGGUUGAUAAAAAAGUCCUCAAUGAAAACUCUUCCUGAGGGGUUUAAAGAUGAACAUGGGAUAGCGCUAUUAGUGUACACCGACAUGAACAUCCCUGUCUACAAACAGUUAAACCAAGCUGUACGGGAAUAUGGCGUGGAUCCCCAAUCAUUCAUGUACCACUCAUUGCACUUUUACCUCACCAGAGCCUUGACUCUUCUCCGAGUCGGGUGUGAUGGGAAACCAUGGUCCACCUAUCGAGGGGCCAGCAGGAUUCUCUUUGAGCCGCCUCCUAAGCCCCAGCACCAUAUCAGGCUCAGUCAAUUUGCUUCUUCAUCUACUGACAUCGGGCAGGCGCAGCAGUUCGGAAACGCGUCUUUCUUCAAUAUCACCACUUGCUUCGGGGCGGACAUACACAACUUCUCCUACUUCUCUCACCAGAAAGAGGUACUGAUUCCAGUGGAUGAGGUGUUUCAUGUCUCCAAAUACAUCCAGGAGGGGAACAGAUUCAUUCUGCAGAGCACCGAGAAGAGGUGCAGCUUUUACAACUGUGCCUACCUGGGAGGUAUAAAGAGACCGAGCUGCACAUAUAACGCAGCUCCAAUACCAGGAAGGUUCAGUGAAGCAGUGACGGUGCCCCUGCUGGUUGGUUUGGGUAUUGCUGUCAGUUUCAUGACACUGAAUCUAUAACUGUGGUUCCAGCUGGAUAGAGAUGUAGGUGGCUGCAUCGCAGUGGAGGUCCCGCAGCAGUAAUCCACCGAGAGGAGACAUCUUCCAUCUGCCUAUACAUAAUGACAUUUUCUAAAUAAAGCUCAUUUGUGGGAACGUAUUUCCUCAUCUUCCUCACA